Molecule: messenger RNA, 511 nt
Organism: Tupaia belangeri chinensis (Chinese tree shrew)
Lineage: Eukaryota; Metazoa; Chordata; Mammalia; Scandentia; Tupaiidae
Gene: ETFRF1
Product: electron transfer flavoprotein regulatory factor 1
Exons: 4
Coding region: 224-496 (90 amino acids)
Biological process (GO): respiratory electron transport chain
Cellular component (GO): mitochondrion
Source: RefSeq, a predicted model, not a curated record
CCGCCCAGCUUCGCGGGGGACGGACCGAGGAGUCGAAGCGGUCGGAGGCUUUUACGGCUGUGGCCUGCCGGAAAGUGCGUGAGUGCAGCCAUCGGGGCGUUCUGUUGUUUUCCGGAUCCCGGGUCCGAAGGCGGUGAAAUGUGUUGGGAUGAAUCUUCCUGUGAGGGCUUCCGGAAGGGAGUAAGGGUAUGUUAUGUAUAAAAGUGGAUAAUUUCUAUGGUAAAUGAGAAUGGCCAAUUCUUUAAGAGGAGAAGUAUUGAGUCUUUAUAAAAAUCUGCUGUAUCUUGGACGAGACUAUCCAAAAGGAGCAGACUAUUUUAAAAGGCGUUUGAAGAAUGCUUUCCUUAAAAACAAAGAUGUGAAAGACCCAGAGAAGAUCAAAGAACUUAUUGGACGGGGUGAAUUUGUGAUGAAAGAGCUAGAAGCAUUAUAUUUCCUUAGGAAAUACAGAGCUAUAAAACAACGCUAUUAUUCAGAUGUCAAUAAAAGUAACUAAACAUUACCACUAUAA